Molecule: messenger RNA, 1673 nt
Organism: Hyalella azteca
Lineage: Eukaryota; Metazoa; Arthropoda; Malacostraca; Amphipoda; Hyalellidae
Product: probable RNA-binding protein EIF1AD
Exons: 3
Coding region: 177-1136 (319 amino acids)
Biological process (GO): translational initiation
Cellular component (GO): nucleus
Molecular function (GO): RNA binding; translation initiation factor activity
Source: RefSeq, a predicted model, not a curated record
UCCAUGCUGAAUUGCGGACCAUGCUUGCUUCAUUUAUGGUCUUCCGGUCAAGUUGAGCGGUUGUACGCUUGUAAGUUGUACCUAUAUCUAUUUGAGCCUCUUGGCAUGGCUGACAGCCUGAAUGACACUUACACGUGCUUGUGUUGUGGGUUGUAAGAAACUAAUCAUAGUUUGAAAUGUCUCGAAUCACAAAAAUGAAGUAUGUUACUGCAGAAACCAAGAUGGACUAUGAGCUGCCUACUCCAAAACAAACUAUAUGUACCAUCAUCAAAGUUCUGGGCAACAGCACCUACUUGGUGGCUACUCCUGAUGGAGAAGAGUUCAUUGCGUCUAUGCCUGCCAAAUUCCGUCGACAUGUAUACGUGAGACGACGUAGCUUUGUUGUGAUUGAGCCCAUCCCUGAAGGGAAGAAGGUCAAGGGAGAAAUAGUUCGCAUCCUACAACGAAAUCAAAUAAAGCAUUUUCAUCAGGCUGGGGUCUGGCCAGAGGCAUUCAACUCCACUGUUUAUAUUGACAACACGUUUGCAUCACAGAAGAAGUAUAGACUUACGAACGAAAGCGACCGCGGGGUAGUGCACGGCGAUAAGUACUUCUUCAUGGAUGGUGAAAAUUGCAGGCCGGUAAUGAGGAAGAAGGACCAAGAUGAUGUUGACGGUGAUAUGCCAUCUCUUGGAGAGCUCAGACUUGGAGUUAGUUCAGGCAUUGAGCCUAACUAUAACAAAAAGGCUGUCACGCGCAUGAUCUUCCCGGAUGAAGAAGAGAAUGACAGUGAAAGUGACGAUGAAGAGGAAAGUGACGAUUGUGAUGAGGAAUGUGAUGACGACGAUGAUGAUGAGGAAAGUGACGAUGAUAAUGAGGAAACUGACGAUGAUGAUGAGGAGGAAAAUGCAGAUGAGAACAAUGAAGAUGAAGAGGAAAGUGUAAAUAAUGAAGAAAGUGGAGCUGAAGAAGCAAGAAGACGUAGUGAACUAAGAGAUGAUGAAAAUAGUGGAAAAAAUAUUACAGUUGAAGAUGAUGGGAGCAAAAUCCACUUGACUGUCAAAGAAUCCCGUGUAAAAAAUGUAAAUAAAGCUAUAGUUUUAGACAAAGAAACAACAUGUGAUGACAAUAAGGGUAUAGACAAUAACUUCAGAUAACCACAGCACACCCUGUGGUCAAUGUUAUUCUAUUCACUUUGUUAGAAAUCAAUCACAAUACGGGUGCUUUCCAACGGUUGCUAUAUAUCUCACGAAGUUUCCAGUGUGGGAGAUUGUUUACUCAAAUUUUUGGGGCGCACGUCGAAUAUGAUCGUCGUGGGCGGCGUCGCUCGCACCUUCAUAAAUUUCCGUCUUAUUAAUCAAGGUUUGAAAAUUCAUUGGUUACCUACUACUUGACGUUGGUGUUUUAUGUUAUGUCAAUUAGUUUAAUGUUUUUUUGUGCACCUUAUAUCUAAAAUUUCAUGUUGCAGACCAUUCUGUGGUAUAGGUAUCGAUGUCGUCGUCAUUCCAUUUUACACCGGACCCAUUAUUUCAUUAGGGCUAUUGUUCAAACGGUAUUGCAAGUUUGUCAGCAUUUUUUAACCAUCUCACCAAGCUCAUUGUCAUGUUCAUUUAUUUCAAAUCAGUUUUUUGGGUGAGGUUGCCCUAAUUUUUAACUCGUUUUACAUCUUCAAAAUGUAUGGUUAUAUCAAAUGA